Messenger RNA from Fusarium odoratissimum NRRL 54006, 1440 nucleotides. RefSeq lists its product as uncharacterized. The transcript is spliced from 2 exons. The record is from RefSeq and is a predicted model, not a curated record. Bases 18 to 1115 code for a protein of 365 amino acids. NCBI's taxonomy places the organism in Eukaryota, Fungi, Ascomycota, Sordariomycetes, Hypocreales, Nectriaceae.
CACGAAAUAUAUUAACAAUGGAUCCUGACCAGUUAGAAGCACACAAGGAAAAGCUCCGAGACAUUGCGCGCACCGCUUAUGACAGUUGUGUGCCGUUCAACAGCAUCACUCCUGAACAUCAUCGCCAAAUAUUAGACCGAGCCAUCAGGAAUGUUCUUUCAACUGAAUUGGCACAGUUCACAUACGCCCAGAUUAUCGAUGGACCCCCCAUUGCGGAUGUUGCCUGGGACCGUCGACUUCCUGGCAUUAUGGGAGAGCAUAUCAUUGAUGACCAUGAGACAUUGUGCCCUGGGGCUUUGGAGAAAGCACAUGAGUACCACCAACAAUGGGACCCUUCGAGUCUUAAGUUUGAUACUGAAACUCUAAAAGCCUUUCAAAAGGCCGAACCUAGCUCCAAAUCUUUCAACAUGCGCUUAAUCAAGUUGGUAGCUGUUGCUUUACAUCAAAUAGCAGUUUGGCUACAUAAGCUUGAACCUCAUCUCCACCAAGGAGAUAUUGACGCCGUCACAUACUGGGAGAUGCCACUAUCAGAGACGAUGACUCGAUUCCCUCCUGGGCAUACCCUUUUCAGUCAUCACGACUAUCUUGACGACGAUAUAUAUCCAGAAGGGGUGGCAGACAUGGUUGGCUACUGGGCUGAGGAUCGUAUUCUAGGCGGCGUAACUGUGUUUGAUCGGCGCCCCGACAACCCGGAUGAGAUACCCAACAUCUACUUUCAUCCAUGCCGCAAGAGUCAAACAAUACGGGUGUACCAACUACGAGAUGAGCAGCAACAAGCCCUCUUCGACUUCCUACUGCAGGAUGAAUCAUCUCCAUUGCCAUCACCCCUUCCAAUUCUUGGUGAUAAGCAAAACCGUAUAAGAGUAGACGCGCCGAGAGCACUCACACACCAUCACAUCUACAGAGACAUUUGGGAACGAAGACCAUUCACCAUCAUAGAGAUGAGGAUAUUUGACAGAAGACCUAAUGAUGAACCUGAUUAUCCCGAGGUUGGCGACAUGAUACGUCGCAUCAAUGCACAGGGCGGCAUUCCACUACCGCAGCUUCGUCCGCGCUCUUUGUCGCCACUGAUGAGGGAUGAUACUGGAGAGAAGAAUUAUAGAGACAGAAACUAGUUACACGAACCCAAAAAGUUCAGGGUGGUUCCCUUAGGCCUCAAGAAUUGGAACUAUCACCUUGACAUCGCUUUCCCUUGUGAAGAAUGGGCAUAUCAUCUGUCACGCCCUUGAUCUCACUCUCGCAAAACUCCACGUUAAAAUGACCACUGAAGAUCUCCUUUGCAAACCCCUCCUGGGGAACUCCGCUCUUCGUGUCCUCUACUCCUUCGCCAAAAAGAUACUUAGCGUCCAGGCUUCCUGUCGCGACGCUGAUAUCUUUCCCGUCGGGAUGCCAGAACAAAAAGGAGCCGCAGUCGCCGCAAAAGCCCCGCGCGAUAUUCUU